AUGAAAGAUGGUUUCGGCUACGUAAAUGUAUCCUCCUCGGGAUCGAUGAUUACAUUAAGACGAAAAAAAGGACCUCGCAAUCCAUGGGGAACCGAAAUUGAAGAGAUUCAAAUGAGAAGUGAGAGCAUCGGAAAAACACUAAACGUGAAAAUAUUCGUGGAGGGACGAUUCGAACCGCCUGUGGAGCUGCCACGGGAUCCGUCUGAAUCCGAGGAUAGUUUGGAGCUUGAAACUGGAGUGACAAAGAAAGGAGGUCUCUUCUAUUUUGUAGUAAAAAGGAUGUCUACAGGAACAGAGCUUUUCAACACUUCAGUCGGUGGGCUUAUAUUCUCCGAUAAAUUCAUACAAGUGGUCACGAAGCUGCCUUCACAAAACAUGUAUGGGUUGGGGGAACACGUUCAUCCAAAUUUAAAGCAUGAAUUCUCCUCAUAUCGAACAUGGCCAAUGUAUGCAAGAGACGAGUUUCCCAACGCUAGAAAUCUUGGACACAAAAAAUCUUUACGGUAA
Molecule: messenger RNA, 507 nt
Organism: Cooperia oncophora
Lineage: Eukaryota; Metazoa; Nematoda; Chromadorea; Rhabditida; Trichostrongylidae
Source: the annotation of a GenBank genome assembly